Messenger RNA from Glarea lozoyensis ATCC 20868, 2361 nucleotides. RefSeq names its product WD40 repeat-like protein. NCBI's taxonomy places the organism in Eukaryota, Fungi, Ascomycota, Leotiomycetes, Helotiales, Helotiaceae. Gene Ontology annotation, cellular component: anaphase-promoting complex; nuclear periphery. Gene Ontology annotation, molecular function: protein binding. The transcript has 7 exons. Bases 1 to 2361 code for a protein of 786 amino acids. Gene Ontology annotation, biological process: protein K11-linked ubiquitination; positive regulation of mitotic metaphase/anaphase transition; anaphase-promoting complex-dependent catabolic process. The record is from RefSeq and is a predicted model, not a curated record.
AUGAGCAACCCUUCCCUGCUCAAGCUUGUGGGUGAAAAAUCUCUACCUCAGGCGGCCGACCCUUGUCUCAUUUCAUACUGCCCGUCCAUGGACUUGGUUGCACUUGGCACAACAGAUCAACAAGUUCUCAUAUAUCGUCUGAACGGCCAAAGAGUAUAUGGGGCCGCGCAAAAGACAGGAAAGUUGAGGGUUGAGAGCAUCAAAUGGAAGCCGAACGGUCAGUUACUUGCAAUUGCGUGGAACGAUGGCUCCGUCCGACUUGUUGGAGCAGAAAGCACUAAAAUUGUACAUCAAUUCUCCACAGGGGAGAACGUCUCUGGCAUUACAUGUAUGGGGUGGGGUUCUAACAUUACCGAUAAAACGUCAAGCUCAAGAAAGGUCGCGACGUGGGAGGAUGUUUUGAAGUCUGAUUCUUUCAUCUCAAAGGAUACCAUAUCUUUGGAUUUACCAAGAGAUCUUUCUAUGAUCGAUAUUGAACGAAGUUUGCCUAAACUUAGUCUAUUGCCUGCCGGGGGCACGUCGGAUGAUGUCUUCUGUUCUAGAUCUUCGUUGGAUGCUCUAUUUCGCCCAUUUGAUCCCAAAGAUAAUAGAGCCGUCGAUGUAAUGGUUGUUGGGACUAAACAUGGACUAGUUCAUCUUACUAUCUAUGACUCGUUUUUCAUCGGGUCCUUUUCCCUACCAACAACUUCUGAAGGGAUAUCACUCAAUUUUGUUCGCCAUAGUUCUCAUCCCCAGAGUUCCACCCACUCAUUACUACUCGAGAAUGGUGAUUCAAGAAUCUUGUACGUGGCGGCGUUAGAUUUGCGAUUCAUCUCCGCAACAAGUGACUACCUCUCGCUGUUGGCUUCACGUUCUACCGCUCUUCAAAACCUCUUAAGAUACAUCCAUCAAGUACAAAUCUUAAUGGUUAAUGAAUGGAAGUCAACUCAAGAGCUCCCUGGAAGGUUUAUACGUAACAUCAAUGAAACUCUGCAGGAGAAGGCUAAAGGGGACAUUGUGCAGGGUCUGUAUCACUCUGUUGCCACAGGCCAUACAUUUCCCGCAGUAAAAGAAUGGUUAGUCGAUGAGCUUCAAGAGAGAGGUCUAAAACGAUGGGAGAAAGCCGUGUUCACUGGACUCGAAAAUUUGCGCCGUUUGGUACAUGAAAAUAUGUUGCCCGCGUUAGAGCGGUGUUCAAUGAUCCUGAGUCGCUUCUCAGGAAUCGCCAAAUUCCAAGGCACUAAUGACACCGUUGGAUUUUCCAGUAAAGAUGUCGGCCGUAUUAUGGACACCGUUUCUUGUCUCCAUCUUGUGGCUUCAAAGAUUUUGAUUCAGGUGGUCGACGAGAUUGAUCUCUUCUCGGCGUUCACUGCCUGGAUGCGAUACGAAAUUGACAGACUCUCCGCUGACUCUAGCGUUCCAAAAGAGGACGAGCUGGAAAAAGAAUCUUCCCUAGAUCACAGCAAGGUAUUGCUCUACAUUCAAACUUGUAUGACGACGAGCCCAUUAGAAGUAUAUCUGGGAGAGAGCACGCCAGAUGAGGCUAAAAACCCAUGGGGCCAGUCGGAGAAAGGUGUUCGCAUGUUCGAGCUACUUGACAAGCAACUCCAUAAACAAGAACAGGGCAUUCCAUACAUCAAAUCACUACCUCGGGUCGAGCUUCUGUGUACGCACCUAACAGACCAAGCAAAAGAGGUAUUUGGCCAGAUAGCCAAUGCCGAAAAGCGAAACGUUAUAUUUGGGACUCCUCAAGAAGUUGGAUCCGGACAUGAUAAGUCCCUGCUUGACUUCUGUAUGAUUAGCAAGCGACCGUCAGUAUCUCAGGCCUACGUUGCCUUUGUCCCGACAGGGGCUCACGACUUAAUACAAGUUACUCGUGUCACUUAUAGUCUUGAACGGGGACUCAGCACCAUUAAAGACACGUCUUCGUCAUUGCUCAAAUUAACUGGCGGAUCAAUCCGAGAUCUGAAAUUACAAUCUACCGGUCACCUGUUGAUCCUGUGGGAGACAAACGAAACCCACCACCUGUUGACUAUUCCAUUUGACGCACCUGCGGGGACAGUGAGUUCGGAUAAAGGAACUUAUAGUAUGGAAUACGUUCCGUACCGUCCCAAAGAUGCGGCCCAUAGUCCAGUUUCUUUCAAUAAUGAGGAAAUUGAAAAGCGCUUCUCAAUUCACAAGUUCACGGACGGUGGCCAUUUUGUCCCUAGAAGCUUGGAGAUCAGAGGGCUUAAUCAGCUUGAUCUUAACCUUCGACGCAUCGUCGUUCUUAGCAAAGAUAAACACCAUUAUCAAGUCUUCGCUUUUACCAGCAUGAAAAGCGACGCAGCAGGAAACACGACUUCGGAAAAUGAAGACGUGUCAAUGUCCAAUGACUCUUGA